AACGCUAACUAUGUGCGGUUUUACAUCACUUACUAUGCACUUACACACACUGUACCAUAUUCUUCUUUCAUUUCAAUUCUAUGAAUACCCACCAAACACCUAACACUCUAUUCUCUUUUCUCUCCUAUCUUUUAGCCUAUAGAUCUGUGAUUUUGUCAAGGGAAAAAAAAGAUGAAUUGCUACUAUGGAUACCCACAAAUGAACACAAACUGUGAAGAGGUGAAAAUGGAAUCAGUGGUUUGUCCAAAACCUCGUCGAUUGGGUCUUUCAAAUCAACACUCUUCCAUCAACAAUCAUACCAGACCCUUCAGGUGCCCUAUCAGCAACGAAUCUGAGAUUGAAGAUUCAGGAGUUGGGGCAGAACUUCUUGACAUCAUCCUUCCCAAGGGAAGCUGCAAUCCUGAGAGAUCCGGCGACAAAGUGUUAGCUUUAUCGCCGCCGUAUUUCAUUGGAUCUCCACCAAGCAGGGCUUCAAACCCUGUUAUCCAAGAUGAGCAAUUUGGUAAUGGGAAUUUUAGUCCAUUUACCAUGGCGUCGUCUUCGCCGUCAGCUCGAGGAUGUGGAGUUCCAAUGAAAUUUGGAAACACACCCGCUGCGGUGAGGAUUGAAGGUUUUGAUUGUCUUAGAAGAGAUAGGAGGAGCAAUUGCAGUAUCUCUGCUGUAGCUUAAUCCAUUUUUGAAGAACAAAAGAUAGAAAAUAGAGAGAAACUCAAGAUAAAAAAAAAAAAGAAAUCAGAGAAAUGCAAUGAGCAGAGGAGAUUUUUUGUUUCCUUUGGAUAGAGGAGCUAAUCUUGAUUCAAUGUUGUUAGAGUAAUGUAUGAUGUAUAUAAAUUGUGUUGUUCAAGUUGUUGCUCAUGAAUGAGUUUGGUUUUGUUUUUUUCAAUCAAUAAAAGAGGAUAAGGCAGAACAAGAACAUGGCAAGUAAAGCCACUUUCUUGUGUUUUGUUAUUUAGGUUUGUGGAGAGUUCAUAGUUGUUAUGUGUGUGUAACAAAGAUCCUCUCACUUGUAAUUGUAAUUUGGAGGAUAAAUGUUUGGAAUUUUGUACAUUAUAUUAUUGUUAUCAUCAGUUUUUGAAGGUUUAUUUGAUAAUCUUAAAGA
Messenger RNA from Cicer arietinum (chickpea), 1099 nucleotides. RefSeq lists its product as uncharacterized. Lineage: Eukaryota; Viridiplantae; Streptophyta; Magnoliopsida; Fabales; Fabaceae. The record is from RefSeq and is a predicted model, not a curated record.